Messenger RNA from Pisolithus orientalis, 7746 nucleotides. Its product is annotated as armadillo-type protein. Bases 45 to 7658 code for a protein of 2537 amino acids. The record is from RefSeq and is a predicted model, not a curated record. The transcript is spliced from 31 exons. Gene Ontology annotation, cellular component: cytosol. Gene Ontology annotation, biological process: cellular response to amino acid starvation; regulation of translation. Gene Ontology annotation, molecular function: protein kinase regulator activity. Lineage: Eukaryota; Fungi; Basidiomycota; Agaricomycetes; Boletales; Pisolithaceae.
CUCGAAAACCAGUCAUCCAGGCCUGGCUUUCCUCUGUCGUCGAAAUGGCUGACGACGACGAUCAUCCUUCUCACACAUGGCAGCGAGACCGUCUCUGGGACGACUGGCAGUCCUCGAUGCAAAUCGCCCAAACCAUCCUCCUCUCCAGCAGUACAAAAUUACGUUUACGAUUCAUUCAAGAUGAAUUGAAGUGGCUUGCCAAUGAUCAAGAAUUGAGUCUAAGUCAGACGAUGGACGUGUUCAAGUUGCUCAUGCAAACGUAUCCCCGAUACAUCGACACGCAGUCCAGAGAGGCUGUCGAAGAACUGGGAAUGCUACUGAUCAACAAAGAUGAAUCGAGAGAUGCCGAUUGCAGGUUGGGCAUCGCAGAACAAACAGUGGACUGGCUAGUCCACGAAGUCUCGUCACUUGCAAAACCAGGCAUCAUCAGCUUCUAUGCGCCCGCAGACGCGUUUGUCUUGCUAAGUUGGGCAUGUGGACUAUACAUUGCCUGCUCAAAAUCACCCCCUUCUGAUUCUUGGCGCAAGCUGGUCGGCGUCAUCGCCGUACUGGUGGACUUCCAACUUAACCCAUCCACACAUUCCAAACCGACCAUGCAAAACAGUGCGCUCGUGCGAACACGCAGGGCACUUCGCUCCGCACCUGACCGACUUUCGAUGCUCAUGUCUGCACUCAUUGCGCAGGCCAAAUCCAGCCAAACACCUCUUGUAUACAUCCCUCUCCUCGGGACAGCCGUGGACGUGACCCUCCGCCUGAAAAAUGUGAAGGAUGAUUCUUUGAAGCAGAUAACACCUGCCAUCAAGGAAGAUAUUAUGGCGUUGUACACCAGUGCUGUUCUUAUGUCCAAAGGCUCCGUUUCUCCCCAUACAUCCAAUGCAUUUCACGACUUCAUCGAGUCGUCCGUCGAUCCUAUCAUACUGUCCAGCUCAGUUCUUCCAACAAUGGAGAAAGCAUUACUACGUUCACCCGAAUACUCCCUCAGUGUCACACGCGACUUCUUUCUAGCAUAUUCGCACCCUCUUGACAUUGCCAUCUUCAAGAAGCUCCUCACGUCCUGUCUCAGUUCUGCCAAGUCCAGCAAUGCCACAGCUCGCGCCAAUACUAGUGCACUCUUCAAGGUCCUUGUGAACAAAGUCCCCGCCGAUGCCUUGGGUUCGGCAGUCCCUGAAAUCUUAGCCCUGCCACAAGCGGGCAAAACCACUGGACCUGAUCACCGUGCAACCCUUUAUACGAUGCUAUCAAUGGUUCAGCCCAGCGCAAGCGUGUCUCCCUUCAUCGUCAAAGCACUCCCCCCGCUGAUACUGAAAGAAACGAACGAUACCUCCAUCACCAUCCUCACGUCCACCCUCCCACCCCACCUCACAUAUCUCCUCCAAUCCAAAACUGACAUACUCAUGGAAACGCGGACCUCCAUAGCUAAAGAAAUGACAAACCCCAAACCCGCCCUACGCAAAUCUUUUGUCUCGAUCGCCGGAAACACGCUUUGGAAUUUGGCCUCGCUCGAUACCGAGCCCGCUAUUAGCUUUGUGAAUGCUAUCAAGGGCUCACUUGAGACGAAUUUAAAGAGUGUAUCUGCGAAUCCUCUAGGUGCGGCUGCUGGAUUGCUCGAGGGGUACGUCGCUCUGGCCGUUCUUUUAGGACCAUUGUCUAGGUCGGGUCAAUUUGCCGAUCUUGUCGCACGCAAUACAUCCGUAGAGAUUAUCGCUGGAACACCCACCAAACCUUCUUUCCUUGUCUGGGAAAAGAUCUAUCAGCGUCUAGGAGAUGUUGAAGAAGAAACGUGGUUAUUACGUUGCGUAGAUCUUGUUGUUGGGCAUCUUGAGACCGAACUAUUGAAGAAUGAGCAUUUGAGGACACAAGUCGGCUCUAUAUUCCUCCACUUAGCGGUGCAUUCCUCUUCUUUCGAAACGCGCCGCAGCGCCAUACGUACUCUCGAACUGGCGGUAUCUAGACAUCCUAAUCUCGUUCCCCUCUUCAUAAGAGAAUCACUUCUGGCAGCGUUGACGAAGGAUAAGUCUUCAACAACGACCUCGAAAUCGGUAGUUGCGGUACCAUCGCCAUCGCAACCGGCGUCUGACGACCGCGAAAAACCGGCAGCAGUGGAUAAACAAAGGCGAUAUGCCUCUCUUCUCCUUGCAUGUGCAGCAGGUUUAGGUUCGGGAAGCCAGACAUCUCCGUUUCAUGACCAAGGUUUGGGAGUGGCGGAUAGUGCAGCUUUCACCGACCCCAUCCUAGCUGACUUUGUCGUACUUGCCCACCAUACUAUAAUAUCGCCGCCCUCACAUUCGUUGUGGAUUGAGAUGUGUCAGAAGGCGGGACGUGAUCCCCAUGAUCUAGUGCAGAGACACAUCGACUCGAUAAUGAUGACCGUUCUUGAAGCGUCGAUGGUUGACCCUAAGUUGGGAUUCGCAGAUGCCAGCUAUCGUACUAUCGGCACUCUGGCCUUCGUAUGCCCUGAGGUUGUUUUGCCGCGCGUCAUGGACCAGUUGCGUGCAGAUAUCGAUGUACAGAGUAUCAACGCUUUGACGGAGACAGAUUUCGGGAUCUAUGAGACGCCAGAAGGGACUGCGUAUACUGAUGUGUUGUCUUCUAAUAAGAAAGAGGAAGGCCCGAAAAAAGGGAAGGAUGCCGACAUCGCCAAGUGGGAGGCAGAGCUGCGCCAAUCCUUAGCGAGCAAAAAGGGUUCUAGCCAAAGGGCAAGCAGCACCGUUACACUAUCGAAACAAGCUGCGGCACUCUUGCAAGCACAAUUGGAUAAAGAGGCCGUGGUGCGGCAGCGUGUGAUAUCGCUCAAGAUUCACUUGCAGCGCGCUCUGGCAUUCAUCAGGAGCGUGGUAUCGACGAACGCUCCAGAAGCCCGCGCGUACGUCUCCCCAAUUUCGGCGAUGUUACUGGAAGGGGCACUCGGACAAGGAUCAAAGUUGGUUGGCAACGCCCUAUUCGAGACCUUCAUUGACCUGGCUCGCUGCUGCUCGGAACGGCUCGAUACGACUCGAAAGUGGGUGGGCGUUGCUAUACUUAGAGCCCUUCAGUUUCCGUGCAUUCCGGAGGAAUUUCUGGCCGAGCCGCUGCAUGCGCUUGUGUUGCGGGUCUUGUAUCGCCUGAGGUCAAUUUCGGAGCAAUCCCCGUUUGACGCUGCCACCUUCUCGUACGCAUUCCCUCUCCUAGCGCGGGUGCUUCACCAAGGUGGGAUCGAUGUCUCAGAAGAUGAAGAAGCGCUAGAACAAGUCGCGCUAGUCUUGGAUAUCAUCCGGUUCCACAGCAACGAAUUCUCGGAUACGAAUUUCCCACGCAAAGAUGCGAUGGAGAGUCUCGUCCAUGUUAUCAAGCUCCAGCCAAGGCUAAGCAAAGAGGCGUCAUCGGCUCUGGUUGACAUUGGCGAAGCUAUCCUAGCGACCGCCACCUACGCCGAGAUAUCAGUAUUGAUUCAAGGGACGCUCAAUCAAGAGAUCCACGUGCGAAACUCGUGUCUACAGGCCAUUCAGCCGCUUGAUCUGACUGAUUUCGAUUGGUCACCAGAGUUAUGGAUCGCUUGUCAUGACGAGGAUGAGCAAAACGCUCGUCUGGCGAAUCAUGUAUGGGAAGAUAAUGGCUUGGACGUUCCAGAAGAUUUCCUUGGACAGCUCCUUCCGUUCUUGGGGCAUGUGAAUGCAUAUGCAAGAGCAAGCUCAGCGUUUGCCAUAGCCGAUGCCGCUGGCCAUCUUCCUCAAACAAGCGAGAAGAUAAUCGUUGCCUUGCAAGAUCUCUACUGCGACAAGGCCAAAAUCCUCGCACCUGAGUAUGAUGAAUACGGAAUGGUUAUUCCGGAAACUCUGAAUCGUCCUGACCCUUGGCCAACCCGUGUGGCCAUCGCGUCUGUCUUUGAACAAUUGGCACCAGUUUUCCCGGAUACCCAGGUAGAAGCUUUCAUCCGCUUUCUAAUCAAGGAUGAAGCGUUGGGUGAUCGUUCAUCUGAGGUACGUCGGGGUAUGUUGCAAGCAGGUACCGCUGUCGUGGAUCAUCAUGGUUCGGCACAACUCACUGGGUUGUUGACGAUCUUUGAGGAUCACCUGGCUGCUCCAAGCACUGCGUCAGAAACAAGUGACCAGACCAAGGAAGCCGUAGUGAUACUGUUCGGCCGAGCAGCUCGUCACCUGGAAGCCUCCGACCCCCGUAUUCAGGGAAUUGUGGGCCGCUUAGUGGAAGCCCUCAAGACGCCAGCCGAACAAGUCCAAGUAGCCGUUUCAGAUUGUCUUGUGCCCUUGGUUCGACUGAUGGGAGACCGCUUGGACACUUUCGUCGGUCACUUGUUUGACGAACUUUUCCAUGCACCCAAGUAUGCAGCACGCCGGGGCGCAGCGUAUGGUUUGGCAGGUACGAUCAAGGGGCUCGGUAUUGGAUCUAUGAAACGCUUCGAUGUCAUCAACCGUUUACGGACCGCUGCUGAGGACAAAAAACGAUUUGAGUUUCGCCAGGGAGCGAUGUUCGCCUUCGAAACUCUUUCCACCACCCUUGGCCGACUGUUUGAACCUUACAUUACCUUCAUGCUUCCUCUUCUCCUGUCUGCAUUUGGGGAUGGGACUGCUGAUGUGCGUGACGCAGCUCAAGAUGCCGCGCGUGUUAUCAUGGGUAACAUGUCUGGGUAUGGUGUAAAACUUAUCUUGCCGUCUCUCCUUUCUGGUCUGGAUGAGAAGCAAUGGCGAUCGAAAAAAGGUUCUAUUGAGCUGCUCGGGAUGAUGGCUUAUUGCUCUCCGAGACAGUUGUCAUUAUCCCUACCCAUCGUCAUUCCUCGACUUACGGGUGUUCUAACGGACACCCAUGCACAAGUCAAAGCUUCAGCAAAUAAGAGUCUGAAGCAGUUUGGUGAAGUCAUCAACAAUCCUGAGAUCCAAGCACUGGUUCCAACACUGCUGAAGGCCUUGGUAGACCCCGCCAAGACGACGAACGCUUUGUCCUCGCUGCUUGAAAACGUCGUCAUUCCUGUCAUCGAGCGAGGCCUCCGUGAACGAGGUGCGGAAGGGAAGAAAAAGGCUGCUCAGAUUGUUGGCAACUUGGCAUCCCUCACGGAUUCCAAGGACUUCGUCCCUUACCUGUCGACUCUUCUUCCCCAUGAGGCGCGAGCUACUGCAGCAAAGACUUUGGGAGUUCUUGUCGAGCGGCUCGGAGAGGUUCAUUUCCCUGAUCUCGUCCCAGGGCUCCUGAGGACGCUGAAAGCGGAAACAUCUGGCGUCGAUCGUCAAGGUGCUGCUCAGGGGUUGAGUGAAGUCUUAUCUGGGCUCGGAAUGGAAAGACUGGAAGGUCUUUUACCGGACAUCAUCGCAAAUGCUCAGUCACCUCGCAGUACCAUCCGUGAAGGCUUCAUGUCGCUAUUGGUGUAUCUGCCAGCAACAAUUAUAUCCCCGAUUCUCAGUGGACUUGCUGAUAGCGAAGAAUAUGUCCGUGACGCAGCCAUGCGUGCUGGCAGGAUGAUUGUAAUGAAUUACUCGGCCAAGGCAAUUGACCUACUGCUACCGGAAUUGGAACAAGGGAUGUUUGACCCCGGAUGGCGUAUUCGUCAAUCGUCGAUUGCUUUGGUAGGAGAGCUCCUCUUCAAGGUUUCGGGUAUCAAAGAGGAUGCGGAACCGGUUGUCGCAGAAUCUUCACGCCGUGCACUUGUUGAAGUUCUUGGAGAAGAACGUCGCGAUCGUAUACUCUCGGCACUUUAUGUUGCAAGACAAGAUGCUGUGAAUGUGGCGCUAGUACACAACACACCUCGGACAGUUCGCGGAAUCCUUCCCGAGCUGGUCAGCCAACUCAUCAAAUUGUACGCCGGUGGAGAGGAAGAACAGCAAGAGACUGCUGCUCGUACAACCCUCGAGUUGUGUCGUAAAUUUGGCGAGAAACUAGUAGGUGAAAUCGUGGCAAUUUUGAAGAACAUGUCGGCAUCACCAGACACGCGUACUCGGGAGGGAGUGUGCCUCAUGCUUUCCGAUAUCAUGCAAAGCACCACAGACACCCAAAGAGAAGGUCACGAAAGCGAGAUUGUCAGCGUGGUUCGAACCUCGCUCGUUGAUGAUGACAUCACCGUUCGUUCGGCGGCAGCCAAGGCGUUUGACACCCUUCAGGAGCAUAUCGGAGGAAAAGCAAUCGAUCAGAUCAUCCCGACGUUGCUGGAAGCCCUAAGGCAACCUGGAGAAAGUUCCGGCACCGCCUUACAAGCCCUUCGGGAGGUUAUGUCUAUUCGGGCGUCUACUGUAUUCCCCGUUCUGAUACCUACCUUGAUCUCUACCCCGAUGACCAUCUUCAACGCGCGUGCAUUGGCAUCACUAGUCACAGUCGCCGGAAACGCUCUAAGCAAACGGCUGUCCGUUAUCCUGAAUGCUCUCGUCAAGGUUUUCGAAGAGGACGAAGAUGAAGAGCUUCUCGGUGCUACUGAUGAGGCCCUUCGAGCCCUGCUUGGGUCAAUCGAAGAUCCGGAAGGGCUCAACACGUUGAUGAUGCUUCUCCUUGGAUGGACGAAGAGUGAUGCUCCCAGGCGACGGGCAAGCGCCUGCUCGUUCUUUGCCUUGUUCUGUGAAGAAUCACAGAUAGACUCUUCACUAUAUCGCGUUGAUUGGAUCCGACAGCUGAUAUCGCUUUUCGACGAUCCUGAAGUUGUGGUGCACACCGCAGCCUGGAAAGCAUUCGAUACGUUCGUGAAAUCCGUUCCUAAAGACGAAUAUGAGCCGCUUGUCGUCGCCCUACGUCGUACGAUCGAGGGUACUGGGGCUCCAGGGAGAAUCGUUCCUGGUUUCAGCCUGCCCAAGGGUGUCGCACCCACUGUUCCCAUUAUCAUUGCUGGACUAACGACCGGAAGCAACGAGCAGCGCGAGCAUGCAGCGUAUGCUAUCGGAGAUCUAGUCGAAAGGACGGACGAACUGGUCAUGAAAUCCUUCGUUGUUCCCUUCACAGGACCUCUGAUCCGUGUCGCCACUCAAGCAACGACGUAUCCUCCUGGCGUGAAGACUGCCAUCCUAUCUGCACUAGCCAGUCUGCUGGAGAGGAUUCCUAACCAUGUCAAGCCAUUUUUCCCUCAACUACAACGGACAUUCGUCAAGUCUGUCGGUGACCCUGCGAGUAUCGUUGUGCGCACGAAAGCUGCAGAAGCCCUGGGGAUUCUUAUGCGUAGUCAACCAAGGGUGGAUCCAGUAGUCACCGAGCUGAUUAACGGCGUACACGGGAGCGAAGAAGAGAUCGCGGCCAGCUACGUGUUGGCAUUAUCUCAUGUCGCCCAAAAUGCACAAGCCCACGGCGGAAUUGGUGAAAAGGCUAGAGAAUCAUGCACGGAACUCCUCCACCGAGCAUUCCGAGAGACUCACGAUGAUCAUCAUACACUGGCGAUGGCAGGCCUUUUCGUUUCACUGUCGGCGAGUCCGGAGUCUGUGAAGCCCAUUGUAAGUACAUACCUCACCUCGGGCACUGCUCCCUCCGCUCUAUCUUCCCAAAGUAUUCUCGCUGUUUUGGCUUCGGAUGAUUCAAAUCGACUCGACCCCAGCGAGACCGUCUUUGCGAAGCUGGGUCUUCUACGUUCUGUCGCGUUAAAAGUGAAGGAGAGCGCUGCCAAUGAACGGCCUAUCAUUUCGCGACCUGCCCGGGAAGCUCGGGAAUCUUUAAAGGAAAUGGCUGCAAAUGGUGAAGCAAGUUUGGCGGGCAUAUUUUGACAAAUGCUUCGAGAUACUUGUAGAAUUUGUGCACGUUUACUGAUAUCUUUGUUCUCGUACCUGACGCAUCAUCACCAACUUUACUUCA